AUGGCAAACUUCCAGCACCCUUUCCAGUGCCUGAAUUACACCAAGCAGCAGUCUUCAAGCUCUGCGGGAUUCCUGAUAGCUUCAGCGGGGCGACGUCUUUAUUCGUAUGCCGCAGCAAAUGGCCAAUGUCUGGACGUCUGGCCCAAAACUGUACAGUCUAGCUCUGAAUCUGCUUCCGAGGACCAAGUGCCUGCGGAGAAGAGGAGAAAGCUUUCGACAGCUCCCGAUGAUCAAAAUGAAGAAUCGAAAGAAAAGCCUUCGACCAAGAAAGCCCCGGGCAAUCAAUUGCCAGAGUGGACUAAUAUCCCUAUUCUUCUAACCUCUUCCGAUGGCAAGCAUGUUGUGGCCGUAACUGCCGAUGACAAAUGCAUUCGAGUAUUCAGUUUGAGUGAAGAUGGAAAGCUAGACGAGAUCAGUUCUCGGACGAUGCCCAAGCGCCCAAGCGCGUUGGCCCUAACACCCGAUGGACAAACCAUCCUGUGUGCUGACAAAUUUGGGGAUGCUUACUCCUUACCUCUGAUUCCUGGGGAGUAUAUUGCUCCUGCGGAGGAGGCAAAGACAUUUAAGCCUGCUGCUACAAAUCUCACUGUGCAUUCGCAGCGCAAUCUACAAACUCUCAAGAACCAAAUCACACAGUUCGAAAGAGAGGCUCAGAAGGCCGCUUCCAAGGAUGGCAACACCGAUGAAAACGUUGCGUCUGGUUUCGAGCACCAGCUCAUUCUGGGCCAUGUUUCCUUGCUCACUGACCUGAUUGCCGUGUCUUUGCCUACGGACGCACCUGUGAACCGGAACUAUAUCUUGACUGCUGAUCGUGAUGAGCACAUCCGUGUGUCACGCGGUCUCCCCCAUUCGCAUGUCAUUGAGAAGUACUGCCUGGGUCACACUUCUUUUAUCAACAAGCUUUGCGUCCCUUCCUGGGCACCGCAAUAUCUCAUUUCUGGUGGCGGUGACGAUUUCCUGCUGCUAUGGAAGUGGUACGAGGGAAAGGCGCUUCAAAAGGUCACUCUAGAGGGUCUGUCCCAAGAAUCAGAAAUUAGUGUUCGAGGCAUCUGGGCUGUCUCGGUCGAGCAGCCCGCAGGAUCCCCCGUGCAGGCCAUUCUAGUUGGACUCGAAGGGUAUGUGCACGUAAUUUUCAAUUACAAAAAUUCAACUAACAUUCGUAACAGCUCUUCAACUCUUCUCUGCUACACCAUCGAGGAAGAAACUCUCAAGCACCAGGAUACCAUCCAGCUCUCGGGCAACAUCUUGGAUCUAACUGGUCUUGAUUCGCGGGGUUCAAUUGUUGUCUCGGUCGACAAUAUCCGAGAGUCCGGCUCGACAGGGGCAUGGAAGAGUGGCCUCGAAGCACCCCAAACUCUGCUUGAAUAUUUCCAAGUCACUACGGGUCAGGGAUCUCUGAAGUGGAACUCAGCAGGAGACCCAUUGGCGGCUAAUAUCAAUGCUGCUGGCACCUCGGCUAUUGCCACCGAUGUUGAUGACAAACAAAAGAAGGCACUCGACGGCGUGCUGUACAGUGGGGGGAGUCCUUCGGAAGAAGCAGUUCGGCGAAUACCAGUAGUCAAUCCAUGGCUGUAA
Molecule: messenger RNA, 1575 nt
Organism: Penicillium manginii
Lineage: Eukaryota; Fungi; Ascomycota; Eurotiomycetes; Eurotiales; Aspergillaceae
Gene: trm82
Product: putative tRNA methyltransferase
Exons: 2
Coding region: 1-1575 (524 amino acids)
Biological process (GO): RNA (guanine-N7)-methylation
Cellular component (GO): tRNA methyltransferase complex; cytosol; nucleus
Molecular function (GO): protein binding; tRNA (guanine(46)-N7)-methyltransferase activity
Source: RefSeq, a predicted model, not a curated record